Molecule: messenger RNA, 957 nt
Organism: Cladophialophora carrionii CBS 160.54
Lineage: Eukaryota; Fungi; Ascomycota; Eurotiomycetes; Chaetothyriales; Herpotrichiellaceae
Exons: 1
Coding region: 1-957 (318 amino acids)
Biological process (GO): DNA repair
Molecular function (GO): methylated-DNA-[protein]-cysteine S-methyltransferase activity
Source: RefSeq, a predicted model, not a curated record
AUGCCCGACAUAGAACUUUUACGGGAAGAAUGGAAGACCCUGUAUUCCGAGACUCUUCCCAAGCUGGCCAAAGCGCGAGAUCCAAGUCAGUUCAAGUGGCCCGUCACUCUUGACCAUUGUUUUGCGCGAAUCAUCCUCGACAAUGCGAUUGGUGACGGUCAGCAGCAAUGGGAUAAGAUAUUACCCAAGCCGGCGGUGAGAAACAUGGACGAGCAUCAACUGCAGAAAGCAAUCACCCUGGGCCUGAGGAUCUUGGCUGGGGAUGUCGACCUUUGUCAGUUGGAUGAGAUCAGCUUGAGGUGCAGAGGAAAGAACCGAGCGAAGUACAGCUUAACAACAACCAAACCAGCCCCACGGCAAGAGAGGCAGGAAACAUCAAGCACCGGCGCCCCCAAACGCGUUUUCGGAGAUGGGGAGGGAGCCAGUGUUCCAUCGCCUAGAAAGAAGCAAAAAACGGAACAAAAGCAGUCGACAUUGGACCUCUGGCAGCCCCAAGUUUCGCAAGUUAGACACGCUACAAGUGAGAAAAAAUCGGAAACGAACGCACAGAAGCCAGACGACGAGGAACUUAAACAGGUUCUCCGACGCGUUCGGUCACAUCCAUCACUAACCCCAUACCGUAAGAGACUUUAUACCGUCCUACUUUCAGUCCCGCGAGGGCGCUACACCACCUACGCUGCGAUAUCAGAGUACCUCAAGUCUUCUGCAAGAGCAGUGGGAAACGGCAUGCGCAACAAUCCCUUUGCUCCCGAGGUACCCUGCCACCGAGUCCUAGCAGCAGAUGGAAGUAUUGGCGGCUUCCAUGGUGACUGGGGUAAAGAUGGGAAGUAUGCGGCCAAAAAAAUUGAAUUGCUCCGAGGCGAAGGUGUUAGAUUUGACGGUCGAGGCAAGGUCUCUGGUGAGCCGUUUCGCAAAUUCCACGAUUUUCAAGAAGUCGCACUGGAGAGUCCUGUUUAA